UGCCUGGUGAGUGAUAAUGUAUCGAACGUGAUUUCUAGCCAACCAGUCACGAAUUGUGCGCCGCUCAGAAUGGAAGUAAAUUUACUCCUACUCACGGGGGUGAUCGCUGUUCUCGCCUAUCUUUACCAUUUGAUUACCAAAAAUAAUGAUUAUUUUCACGAUAAACCGAUACCUUCGCUGGUGGCGAAGCCUCUGUUGGGAUCGUCGGGGCCGUUGUUGCUGAAACGAGUUACUUUUCCGGAUUUCAUAAUGUCAAUCUAUAACAAGUUUCCAAGUGUAAAAGUUCUGGGACUGUUCGAUACCACCACGCCCAUGUUCGUCGUUCGCGAUCCAGAACUAAUUAAGCGGAUUGGUGUAAAAGACUUUGAUCAUUUUGUUGAUCAUCGGCCGAUUUUUGGAAACAGCGAGGAAAUCGACAGUCCACAUGCUCUGUUCGGGAAGUCACUGUUUUCGAUGAACGGCCAACGAUGGCGGGAUAUGCGGGCGACUUUGAGUCCUGCUUUUACCGGAAGUAAGAUGCGACAGAUGUUCCACCUAAUGACAAACUGCAUAGAAACGAUGGUUGAGUUCUACGAAACUGAACUGGGAAAGACUUCCGGAACGAAGGAAGUAGAGGUCAAAGAUAUCCUGUCACGCCUGGGAAUGGAUGUGAUUGCAUCAUGUGCUUUUGGUUUAAAACUGGAUUCAUUCAAAAAUCAAGACAGCGAAUUUAUUCGGCAGGCGAAGAAAAUGCUGGCGUUUGGAAAGAUAAGCACUGUGAUUAAGGUAUUUGCUUUCCGUUGGUUUCCAAAAGUUGUUGGACGCCUAGGUUUGGAUUUGAUUGAUCGUGAACAAGCAAUCUAUUUCUCCGAAAUCAUAAAAGAUACUGUGAAAACUCGUGAAAGUCAGGGAAUCGUUCGGCAUGAUAUGAUCGAUUUGUUGCUCCAAGCUAAAAAGGGAACUUUGAAGCAUCACCAGGAAACUGAAAUGUCUGAAGGGUUUGCUACGGUACAAGAAUCGGAUGUUGGAAAGAUUGAGGUUUCGACACCGAUGACUGAGACGGAAAUGAUCGCACAAUGUCUCAUUUUCUUUGUUGGUGGAUUUGAUACUGUAUCGACUAGUGCAACGUUUUUGAUUUAUGAGUUAAUUCGAAAUCCCGAUAUCCAAAAAACUUUAAAGGAUGAAAUUGAUCAGACAAAUAAGUCUCUUGGUGGAGGUCCUCUAACAUACGAGGUAUUACAGAAAAUGAAAUAUCUGGAUAUGGUAGUGUCUGAAUCACUACGAAUAUGGCCACCAGCACCAGCUAUUGACAGGCUUUGCGUGCGUGAUUACACUUUGGAUGAUGGUGAAGGAUUGCGGUUCACCAUAGACAAAGGCACUUGUGUUUGGGUACCCGCUCAAGGUUUGCACCACGACCCACAGUAUUAUCCAAAUCCCGAACGAUUUGAUCCGGAACGGUUUAAUGACGAGAAUAAGGGAAACAUCAACAUGGGAGCCUACCUGCCGUUCGGAAUCGGUCCACGAAAUUGCAUAGGAUCACGAUUUGCGUUGAUGGAAAUCAAAGCAAUUGUUUACUACUUGAUGCUGAAGUUUUCGUUCAAAAGAAGCCCGAACACACAAAUUCCGUUGAAACUGAAGAAGGGAUUUACCAACUUACAGGCAGAGAAUGGAAUGCACAUGACACUUCAAUUACGAGACGAUAAGUAGUUUGCGCAUAGCUUGUAAUCCAUUCCCAAAUAAAGAUUGGUAGAUGUUAUAUGAUAACGUAA
This is a messenger RNA of Malaya genurostris, 1748 nucleotides long. Its product is annotated as cytochrome P450 9e2-like. NCBI's taxonomy places the organism in Eukaryota, Metazoa, Arthropoda, Insecta, Diptera, Culicidae. The record is from RefSeq and is a predicted model, not a curated record. The coding region runs from base 70 to 1686 and encodes 538 amino acids. Gene Ontology annotation, molecular function: monooxygenase activity; iron ion binding; oxidoreductase activity, acting on paired donors, with incorporation or reduction of molecular oxygen. The transcript is spliced from 2 exons.